This is a messenger RNA of Rodentolepis nana, 1500 nucleotides long. The record is from the annotation of a GenBank genome assembly. Lineage: Eukaryota; Metazoa; Platyhelminthes; Cestoda; Cyclophyllidea; Hymenolepididae.
AUGUUUCUUAAUGCCUUGACGCCCAAAUUUUAUGUUGCUUUAACUGGAACCAGCUCAUUUCUAUCAGGAGUUAUAUUGAUAUUUGAAUGGUGGUAUUUCAAAAAAUACGGCACCUCCUUUAUUGAACAGAUAUCCCUUACCCAUAUUUAUCCUUUAUUGGGAGGAAGUGAUGAGGAUAAUGAUUGCGAUAGCAUAGAAUCUAAUGGUGUCCAUAAUGGUCCUCAAGAUUGUAAGGUGUCAAGAAAUCCCUAUAGCCUUUUUCGAGGCGCAGAGUAUCAGAGAGCUGUAAAGGAGUUCGGACAAGAUCCACUCACUUACUAUGACAUGAAUUUAUCUGCUCAGGACCACCAGACUUUUUUCACAUGUGAGGCGGAUGCUGGAAAACCUGAAUACGAAAUAAUGCAAAUGGCUUGGCGCGAACGCAAUCCUGAGGAGCGUAUCAAAAAGGCCAGAGAAGCUCUUGCUAAAAAUCCUGAAUGUGUCACAGCAAUGAUUCUUUUAGCCGAGGAAGAGUGUUCCAGUAUCGUCGAGGUGGAAAAGUUGUUCAAACAGGCCUACAAAAUCUCAGAGACUUCGCUUCGAAAAUCCCAACAAUCUCAUUCGCAUAAUCCCAUCCAGGAUGCUAUUUAUCUCCGUGAUAUUCAUGCUUUUAUUUUUAUCAGAAGACGUCUAGCAAUGUGUGCAAGAAAAUUGGGAAAAUUGAGGGAGGCUAUUAAAAUCAUGCGAGAGUUGAUUCGAGAAUAUCCUAAUCUGAAUCUCUUCAAUAUUCAUGAAAAUCUCAUCGAGUGUUAUUUGGCAGCCCAACAGUAUGCCGACGCACAAGCAUUUCUCACCAAGUAUGAUGACAUUUUAUAUCCCAAGUCCGCCACAAUUUGCUACACAGCUGCUCUUCUCAAGGCUCGUCAGGUUGCGGAAAAAUUCUCACCAGAUAUUGCAUCCAAGCGCGGUCUGAACAACGCAGAGUUGAGUGCUGUUGAGGCCAUUCAUCGUGCUGUGGAGUUUAACCCACAUGUUCCUCGAUACCUGCUGGAGAUGAAGCCACUGAUUUUGCCAACGGAGCAUAUUCUGAAGAGAGGUGAUUCGGAGGCAUUAGCGUACAGUUUCUUCCAUCUGGGUCACUGGAAGGCCGUGGAGGGUGCGUUGAACCUGCUGCACUGCACAUGGGAGGGCACCUUCCGUCUCAUCCCCUAUCCCCUCGAAAAGGGCAAUCUUUUCCAUCCUUAUCCCCACUCUACCGAAUCCACCGACAGGGAACUCCUGCCCAGUUUCCACAAUGUGUCGGUGUAUCCCAAGAAGGACGUGCCCUUCUUCAUAAUCUUCACGGCCGUGCUGUGUUCUCUCACCGCGAUACUGGCCUUCCUCACCCAUGUUUAUCCCGAGCAAGUGGGCUCUUUCUCUAGUCAAGCAUUGCAUUGGUUUCUCAGUCCGGUUUCAUAUCUCUCCGAAAGACUGGUUGGAGCACUAAGUGCUUUCGCACCGCUCGUUGUUCGGCGGGCCUAG